This is a messenger RNA of Penicillium riverlandense, 438 nucleotides long. RefSeq lists its product as uncharacterized. NCBI's taxonomy places the organism in Eukaryota, Fungi, Ascomycota, Eurotiomycetes, Eurotiales, Aspergillaceae. The coding region runs from base 1 to 438 and encodes 145 amino acids. The transcript has a single exon. The record is from RefSeq and is a predicted model, not a curated record.
AUGCGCAUUGAGCUAGAUUGCAAUGCAUUUAUUAGGGUGAUCGAGACAGCCGUCGAUGUGUCUACCCCAUGGGCGAAACCAUCGGAGUGGGCGACCCCCGGAUUUACCCAACAAUGCAAAGACACAGUGAAGCUAGUACGCCAACUAAGGAGGCGCCAUCGCAAGACAAAGAACCCCUACGAUUGGAUACGCUACAAAGAGGUCCGCAAUUGGAAAAAACGACUCGUCAAAGGCACGCUUACUCAAGCCCACCGGCAACGGGUACAGCAGGCCAUUGAGGAAGGACCCCAGGGCGUGUGGCGCCUUGCCAAAUGGGCCCGCAACCGGGACGGAGCGUACGAGCGCGGCAUUACCCCUUCAUUGAAACGGCUGGAUGGGACAGUUGCAGAGACCGUUGACGAAAAAGCAGCGGCAUUCCAAACCGCCUUCUUCCCAUAA